AUGUAUAACGCACUCAAGACCCCCUCUUUCUUCCGUCCCAUCAGCCGACCAUCCUCCCCUGGUCCCACUCCCAUCCCAGACCCAAUGAUGAAUGCUGACAGAGCUGCGCGUCCUUUGUCCAAACUGUCUCUCUCCAACUUUAGGCGUCCGUCGCCGUCGCCAGUCGCCGGCCGUGCUCCCUCGACUGUGACCCAAGACGGUUCGUACAUGGAAGUCCUCAGUCUCAAGCUCAGUGAGGCGGUGUCCAAAGCUCUCACUCAGCCCCCCGGGCCCGCCGCCCCCAAUGAACUGCUGAACGGGAGAAGACCAAUCCCGGCGGGACGUGGCCGUGCAUUGGGCGCUCUGAUCGCUUCCGAAAUAAAGGCUUCUCGUGAGAACCCGCAUUUGUACCGGGCAUUGCUUCGCACGCUUCAUCGACCACUCUCCGUGCUGUUGUCCAACCUGUCCAGCGACCUGUUGCCUCUCCUGUCGUCCGAGACGUUCCAUGCCAACAUCUCGCCCACGCCACAGAACCCGCUGCCGAAUGCUACCCAACUCCAUGCGCUCGGACUUGCCUCGUUGGCAGGCGAGCUGCUCGAAACAUUUGACGGGCUUGGCCUCGGCCUCGAGACUGAUAUGAGGGGGGAUGGCCUGAAGAACAUCCGUGAAGGCCUCGUGUCGGUUGUGAAAAGAGUCGUUGACCCCAUCAUGAAUGCCAUGAAGAAAGAGUUGUUGCCAGUGUUGGAGGCACUCGAGACUGUCCCAAAUGCGCCUGGCGCACCUCGCGGGUCUGAUGCCAAUUUAUUCGAAGGCAUUAUCACGCUGUGCUACCUCAACGACAGCUGA
Fibroporia radiculosa is the source of this 825-nucleotide messenger RNA. RefSeq lists its product as uncharacterized. NCBI's taxonomy places the organism in Eukaryota, Fungi, Basidiomycota, Agaricomycetes, Polyporales, Fibroporiaceae. The record is from RefSeq and is a predicted model, not a curated record. The transcript has 3 exons. Bases 1 to 825 code for a protein of 274 amino acids.